GUGUGUGCGUCACUCCCAUCAGCAGAUGGAGAGGAGGGGGUGGGGAAGGUAAGGCAGAGAAGAGAGCAGAGCAGAGCAGGGGGGUGGAGGAAACGGAGCUGCAUGUUCCUCCUGCAUCAGCGUCAACAUCACUGCCACGCCAGCCUUCGUCACCGGAAAACACAGACGGAGAAAGAGCGAUAAAAAACAGCGAUACCAGCAGCUCCUCCUCCUCCAGCACAUCCACCCAUCGGGCCCAGACGCUCCCACACCUUCCCCUGGCAUCUGGACGAGCCCCCCCCCCCACGUCACAAGGAGCCCUCCCAGGCAUGACCUGAGAGGAGAGGCUGCUGCUGUCAGACGCUCCGCAGAGACAUGGGCAACCAGGAGGCCAAGCAGAAAAAAGCUGCAGCGGCGUCGGGUAAUGGAAGCUACCCUUCACUGGACGAGGGAUGGAAGGAGGGAGGAGGGGACGGGGGGAAGAAAGGAGGAAAGAAAGUCCACGGUAAGCAUGGAGGAGGAGGAGGAGGAGGGGGGAUGCAUGGCACAGGACCAGGCAAGAAGAAAAACAAAUCGGAGUCCAAGUCGUCUGUGUUCUCCAUCCGGAAGAAAAAGAGUAACCUGAAAGGGAAAGGAGACACAUGUUCUUCUGUGAGCGGGUCCAAGGAGGACGUUCUGGCAUCGCAGCAUGAGCUGGACACCAAAACCCCUGAGCUGUCUGCAGACGAGCUGGGACAGUCCGACACCGAGGCUUUCACCGAGAAGAAGAAGAAGAAACCAGAGCCAGGCAAGAAGGAGAAAGAUGGAGGAGGUGAGGAGAAGAAGCAGGAGGUGCAACGCAAACCGUCGACGGCGGCCACGUCUCCUGCAGAAGACGGAGGAGGACCGAAGGGGGGGAGCUCAGGUUCCGACACCGACAUCUACAGCUUCCACUCGGCGGCGGACCACGAGGAUCUGCUAGCGGACAUCCAGCUGGCCAUCAGGCUCCAGCAGCAGCAGCAGCAGCAGCAGUAUGGGGGUGGGGGGGUGGGCUCCACCGUGGAGAAGGAGCUGGGCUGGGGGGCAGAGGGGAGGAGGAGGCAGAGCAACGGGGGAGUCAAAGUGACUCCUCCAGAGGUGCUGGACCUGACCCCGGAGCUGGAGCUGGGCUCGGACGCGCUGUCCUUCCUGGAGACGGGGGCUCUGUCGGGGUCCGUCAAGCCCCCGGUCCAGGGUCCGGGUCCGGGUCUGGGUCUGCAGCUGCACCUCCGACCAGAGGAACCCCUGAAGACCCAGGAGGAGCAGGAGGAGCAGGAGGAGGUGGGACGUCCAGGGGGAGCCCAGGAGAAAGAAGCCCCUCUUUGUGUGGAUGCAGGCACAAAAGAGCAGCAGCAUGCCCGGGUGCAGCAGCCCCCCCACACAGAUAUCACCAUGGCUACUGCAGGAGGGGGGGCGGCAGCAGUCAGCCCGGUUGCCACGACGACCAGUGGUAACAGCUUCCCCGAUCUCACAUUUGACAGCACUUGGAGAGCCACGGGGGAGCAGGAGGAGGCAGGAGGGGGGAGCCACCAUGAGGAGGAGGAGGAGGUGGGGGAGGAGGGGGAGGAGGUGGGGGAGGAGGUGGAGGUGGGUGUGGGUCCUCCAGCUGCAGACUCGUGUCCAGAACCCACCGAGGGUCCGAGCCCAGGGGCCGGCUUCGACGAAGGCGAGGGUCUCCUGGGCUCGGGUACCAGUGCAGAGUCCCUGGAGGACUGCCUGAGCGCCGGGUCCGAACCCAACCAGACCACCCCCCCCAGCGCCGGGGCCUCCCCCUCAGGUCCGUGCAGGAGGAGCAGCUUCGGCUUCACCCCCGUGCCCCCCCCCCAGGAGAGCCCCACCUUGGCCAAGCGGCUCCUCAGGUCCAACCACUCGUCCUCCACCUCCUCUGGGCCCACGGUCAAACCCUACCCCCCCAUCUUCCCCUCCUACAUCAAGACCACCACCAGACAGCUGAGCUCCCCCGGACACUCCCCCUCCCACAGCCCCCUGUCCCCCCGCAAAGCCCACCACCACCUGCACAGGACGCUGGCCGAGGGCCGCCACAUGCGGCGCCAGCGUUCCCGGAGCCUCAGCGGACCAUUGAGUCGAUCGGCCGACUGGACCGAGGAGCUGGAGAGGAGGAUGAGGAGCAGAGAGGAGGACGACGGAGGCUCGGUGGGUUCAGGGGAGUACCUGGGGGGCUACAGAGGGGGGGGCAGCCAGCCCAUCUGCACCACCAGACGCUCCUCCUGUGGACAGGUGUCCACAUGUGGAUACCAGGACGUCUUCACAGGUCGGACUCUCCUGGAGAAGCUGUUCCUCCAGCAGCAGCAGGAGGAGCCAGAGGAGGCUGAGCGGCUGUGCUCCAGGAUCCUGGCCAUGGGUCUACUGCUGCCCUUCACAGACUGCUUCAGGGAACAGCUGGGAGGAAGCAGCGGACACAUCAGCGGACACAUCACCUCCACCGCCACCAGAUUCGACCAUGACCAGCUGUACACGUGGGCAGCGGUCAACCAGCCUCCACAUUCACUGGAGACACUACCAGGUCCACUCAGAGGGCCCUGGACCCCCAGACCAGGAGGGGACGCCAGGACCACACUCAGAUCCACAGAGGCCGAGGACAAUCAAGAACAGCAGACGGCCACGACCGAUCUGAAACAACAACAGGAGAACCAGGAGUACCAGGAUGAGUGCGUCCUGAAAACGGCCAAACUCAAGGAAAAACACGUUAACGUCAUCCAGCAGCUGGAACAAACCAUCGAGGACCUCAGGACUAAGAUCGCAGAGCUGGAGCGCCAGCCCCCCCUACCGGACGCCGCCAAACCCCCCGCCGUCGCCACCACCGACCGGGAGUGCGGCGGUGAAGACGGCCUCCUGCGGGUGCUGUGCGACGCCCACCUGCAGACGGAGGCCAGCCCCGCCCCCUGCUGCCUGGAGGUCAAGUCGGUGCAGACCUCGCCCAUGGACGACAGCUUUAAGUUCAAAGUGCCUUCGUCUGAGGGGGAGGUGGGCGGAGCCGGCGGCCUCCUGCAGCCGCCCGCCACCGCGCCUGCCGGGUUACAGUGUUCGUGUCAGCUGCAGGCCCCGCCCCCACCGCCACCCCCGCCUCCACAAGGACUAUCAGUACCUCCUCCUCCGCCUCCUCCACCGUUACCAGAUGGAUCCAUGCCGCCGCCUCCUCCUCCUCCACCGCCUCCUCCGCCAGGUUCUGGAGCUCCACCCCCUCCUCCGCCCCCUCCCCUCCCUGGUGGCCUGGCUCCUCCUCCUCCACCUCCUCCUCCUCUUCCUGGAGGCCUGGCUCCUCCUCCUCCACCUCCUCCUUUACCAGGGAUGGGAGCUCCACCCCCUCCUCCGCCUCCUCCCCUCCCUGGUGGCCUGGCUCCUCCCCCUCCUCCGCCUCCACCUCCUCCCCCCGGCUGCGGCCCUCCUCCCCCCCCUCCUCCCCCUGGCUCCCUGUGUGCUCCUCCUCCUCCUGGCGCUCUGGGCUCCCUGCCCCCCCCCCUGCCGUUGGGUUUGUACAGUCUGGGUCUGGCCCAGGACAAACCCCCCAGGAAGGCUGUGGUGGAGCCCCCCAGGCCCAUGAAGCCCCUGUACUGGACCCGGAUCCAGCUGCACUCCAAGAAGGAGGUUUCUUCGUCUUCUUCUUCGUUGGUGUGGGACACCAUCGAGGAGCCGGAAGUGGACUUUGACGAGUUCGUAGAAUUAUUCUCUAAAUCUGCCGUGAAGGAGAAGAAACAGCCUCUGUCGGAUACGAUCACCAAGUCCAAGGCCAAACAGGUGAUGAAGCUCCUGAAUAACAAGCGUUCUCAGGCCGUUGGAAUCCUCAUGUCGUCGCUGCAUCUGGACAUGAAGGACAUUCAACACGCCGUCCUGAACCUGGACAACACUGUGGUGGACCUGGAGACCCUUCAGGCCCUCUAUGAGAAUAGGGCCCAGCAGGAAGAACUGGACAAGAUCGAAAAGCACAUCAAGUCGUCCAAAGACAAGGACAGCGCCAAACCUCUGGACAAACCCGAGCAGUUUCUGCACCAGCUCUCCCUGAUCCCCAACUUCUCCGGUCGAGUCUUCUGCAUCCUGUUCCAGUCCAGCUUCUCCGAAUGUAUGUCAACUUUACUGAGGAAACUGGACCUGCUGCAGAGGGUCUGCAAGACGUUACAGGACAGUGAGAGUGUGAAGAAGGUUCUGGGUCUGAUUCUGGCCUUCGGGAACUUCAUGAACGGCGGGAACCGAACCAGAGGCCAGGCCGACGGCUUCUCACUGGACAUCCUGCCCAAACUCAAAGACGUCAAGAGCAGCGACAGCACAAAGAGUCUCCUGUCCUAUAUUGUUGCGUACUACCUCAGACACUUCGACGAGGAUGCCGGCAGAGAGACGUGCAUCUACCCUCUACCUGAACCUCAUGAACUGUUCCAGGCUUCACAGAUGAAGUUUGAAGACUUUCAGAAAGAUCUGACCCGUCUGAGGAAAGAUCUGAGAGCGUGUACGUCAGAGGUGGAAAAGGUUUGCAAAGUGUCGGACGAGGAAAACCUGCAGCCGUUCAAAGACAAGAUGGAGGAGUUCAUCGCAGAAGCUAAAAGUGAACUGGAAACCCUGGAUACUCAACUGAGCAGCACUCACACACUGUUCCUGGAGCUCACGGUCUUCUUCUCGGUGAAGGCCAAGUCUGGUGAGAAGGAAGUUUCACCAAACACCUUCUUCACCGUUUGGCACGAGUUUUCAUCCGACCUGAAGGAUCAGUGGAAGAAGGAGAAUAAAGCCAUUCUGAAGGAGAGGUUGAAAGCAGCAGAGGAGUGUUUCCGACAGGCCAAGGAAAAGGCUUCGUACAGCGUCAAACCCAAACACGCCUCUGGCAUCAAAGCCAAGCUCGGGAUGAAGAUCUGACUGGGUGGACUCAUUUCCCAGACUUUUGGCACCAGCAGUGAGUCACGUAAAACCACCGGAGGGAAAACGUAAAGACAAUGCAAACAUGAGUGACAGAUCUGUGCAGCUGAGCCCACAGUGGACGUCGGAACAUCUCCAUUGACUUGUGUUUUUGCUGUUUGUUCAGUUCGUUGCCUUACAUUACAGGACUCAAGCGAGCGCUUCAUUCCAGAAUCACACCGACGCAACGGUUUCAGGAAAUCAGUCGAGUGUUUUCAUGAUCACCACGGCUCAUACUCAGCCCUAUGCUUCUACCAGAGCACACAGAAGGAACACACUACUUCUACUGCAUUACAAUCAAUAUACUGGACAGAAAAAAACACACUGACGGCACCAAGAACAAUAACCUGACACAGUAUUAUAUUAUUACUAGUUUAUAUAGAGCAAUGCAUCCAUAAGGUUUACACAUAUAGAACCACUGCAAUAACCUGAGAGUGGAUUAAAGGGGUUCGAUGUAGUAUUUAUGUUCCAAAGUCCAAACCACAACACACCAGUACCAAGAAAACCACCAACAAACAUGUUUCCACACACUGAACACAUCUGUAUUAUUAUUAUUAUGGU
This is a messenger RNA of Sphaeramia orbicularis (orbiculate cardinalfish), 5457 nucleotides long. RefSeq names its product formin-2-like. The coding region runs from base 355 to 4857 and encodes 1500 amino acids. The record is from RefSeq and is a predicted model, not a curated record. The transcript has 20 exons. Lineage: Eukaryota; Metazoa; Chordata; Actinopteri; Kurtiformes; Apogonidae. Gene Ontology annotation, biological process: cortical actin cytoskeleton organization; actin nucleation. Gene Ontology annotation, cellular component: actin filament; cytoplasm; cytoskeleton. Gene Ontology annotation, molecular function: actin filament binding; microtubule binding.